UCAGCCGGUAGUAAGUCGGUGUUUGCCAGUGACUGCCAUCCCUUAAAUCCUCAGGACCCCUGCAUUGUCAACCUCGUCCUCACAUCUGUAGCCUACAUUUAUUAUGACACGGUGCGAUGAAGCGGAAAGUAAACGGCAUUUAGGAGUAGUCUACAUGACAGCUGAGCAACAGGCAACUGGGCUGCAAACUCACUGAAGGCUCAUCGGCUUUGGAGGAACUGUUGCACAGAAUCCCGCUGCGAUGUCCCUGCUGUGUGUCAGAGUGAAGAAAGCGAAACUACACGGGCCUCCAGACAAGUUCAACGCCUACGUAACUUUAAAAGUGCAAAAUGUGAAGAGUACCACCAUCACAGUCCGAGGGGGUCAGCCGUGUUGGGAACAAGAUUUCAUGUUUGAGAUCAAUCAUCUGGAGUCAGGUCUGGUGUUGGAGCUGUGGAAUAAAGGUUUGAUCUGGGACACUAUGAUCGGCACAGCACUGAUACCCCUGGACACCAUUCGACAGUCUGACGAGGAGGGACCAGGAGAGUGGACGUCGCUUGACUCUGAGGUUUUAAUGAGGGAGGACGAGAUCUGUGGUACCAGCAACCCAACUCCACACCAAGUGCUGCUGGACACCCGCUUCGAGCUGCCUUUUGAUAUCCCAGAAGACGAGGCUCAGUACUGGACCAGUAAACUGGAGCGGAUCAACACCAUGCGGAUACAUGACGAGUAUCCACUGCAGGAAGAGGUCCAGAGAAGACAAAUGGCAUCUGUUCCCUCUCAGUGCUGCAGUUGGAGUUAUUUUGGAUGGAAUGACCAGCAGACUUUUGAUGACCACGACAGUGCAGUGGAUGACCGUGAUAGUGACUACCGCAGUGAAACUAGCAACAGACCUCCACGGUUCCACAACACCUCCCAGACAAAUUCAUCAGUGCACCAGUACCCUAUAGGACGCAGGGUCCAACAUCAAACCCUGUCAAGGGAGGCUGACUCUAUACAAAGCUAUGAGCUAGACUAUAGAGAAAUAAGGGGGCCCAGGCGAUCAAAUAGUCAGGGUGGAGUAAAAAUAAUCCCCGUUGACUCAGGAAUGGGUGUGGAGGAUUGGGAGAAUAAAUAUAAAGUGCCUGACUCAGGUGUCUUGGAUGAUUACUUGGACGCUGAGCAGAAAAUGUGGGAGGACGAAGAUAAAAGCAUCAUCUACCGGAUCAGUGACAACCCUUGUGAGUCCAAAGGUAGCAGGUUCUAUCAGACAGUAGAAUGUGAUGCACUAUCCCCUGAAGAUACGGAGGAGGCGAAUGACAGGCCUUACAGACAGAGGAAAGGCUUUUGUAGUGGAGAAGUGCGGUUAGUUUAUAAGGAAGCCGGCAGCUUUGAGGAUGAAUCGUCCCCUCCUGAGAUUGAUAUAAUUCCCUCUGUCAAGCAGCUACAACAGCAGACAGACAGAAAAUGUCUACUUUACAAGACCAGACUGUGGGCCAAAACUGCCUUAGAGGACACACUUGAGAACUAUGCGGCUUUUUGUGAUGACGAGGCUGCUCGGGAAGAGGCUGCAAGGAUCAGGGAGAGGGUUGAAUAUGGCUCUAUUGGUUCGGAUGAGAUGCAGUAUUCCUUUGGAUCUGAGGAGGAACUAGAUGACCUGACAUUCACUGAGGGGGAUGCUAGUUAUGAAUAUGAAAAUUACUACUACACUAGCAAAUAUAUAUCACCUUUUGGAGGACAAGGCUAUUCAAGCAAAGGGAGAACAGGUCGUGGACAAGAUCCAAUGUCUCCUGAAGAGGAGCAAAGGGAUGAAUAUGUAGAUGCAAUGGAUGAACUUCAUAGCUUAGUUCACUCAGUGUCUGAAUACCUGGCCGUAAAAGAGGAGGAAAUCAACAACUAUGAAUCAAUGCCUAAACCAAUUAGAAGAAAACUCCCAGCACUGCCAACAGAUGCUGCAAUUGUACAAACUGGGGACAGUAAUAGCAUUGAAGCCAAACCUGAAGUUAAAGAGGACAGUGCUGUUGAACAGGGCAUAGCUGGAGUAAAGAAUGCCAUGAGUUCAUUAUUCAGUACAAUCACAGGAUCAAAGUCUACAACUGAGGUAGAGGCCUCUGCCACAACUUCAUCCCCCCAACCACCACAGGCAGACUCUGGUAUUUUAAAACUGCUCUCUUUAAUCCCUAAAGCUAGUACUGAAGCCACAGAUACCUCUGGUACCACUGAAACAGAUCCACCUACCUCCCAAGCAUCACCCCAACCUGUGUCUGGUAUUUCAAAGCUGCUUUCAUUUAUCCCUAAAAGUGGUGGUACUUCCCCUCCAGUAGCCAUAGUUCCUCCUGCCCCUCAGGAGCCCACAACAGAAAAAAAGUUCUCCCUUCAGUCUCUUUUGCCAUUUCAAACCAUUGAAUCCAGUCAGCAAGCUGACAUUGGUCAAGGGCCAACACACAUUGGCACAGAGGCACAAGGCAGUGCAACCACUGCUAUUCAAUCUACAUCUGGGUUUGAAUCCAUGUUGGGAAGGCUUAGUCCUUUGAGACUUUUUUCCAGUUCACCGUCAUCUAGAGAUCCAUCACCUCAGCCAUCAGAGCAAAUAAGUGCAUCUGCUACAAGCAAUGAAUCCCAACAAGGGUCUGUAAACAGAUCCACAAGUCCUAAUAUAGAGGGCUCUCAAACACAGCAACAGUUAUCAGGUGAGACGAGACCAGGUUCGGGAAGUGGAUCAGUUGAUCUUUUGCCAGAUACAGGAAGUGGAUCAAUUGAGCUUUUGCAAGAAACCGGAAGUGGGUCAGUAGAGCUUCUUCCAGAGACAGAGUCAUCAGGUGAGCUACCUGAUAUUCAGCAAAGAAGAACUCAUGCAAUAUCUGAACCAAAACCUGAAAGCAGUUCAGAGGAAACAGGAUUCUUCAGUCCUUUUAGAAAUUCUCUCUCUAACCUCAUAUCAGCAGUUCCUCCUGAGAAUUCCUCACAGACUGAGAUAAAGCCUGCAGAGGAGUCAUUUUUAGGCGGCAAACUCAAAAUUCCAUUUCUCUCUUCUGAAAAUAGUUCCACAACAACCCCACCAAAAACAGAAGGAGGCAUGCUAUCUGGGUUUCUUAAAUUUGCAUCUGGUGAAGAUGCCAAUGCCCCGCCAAAAAGUCCAUCCCCCAGCCCUGCAAGAACUCCCUCUCCAAGUCGGGCUGCACUUUUUGAAAGUCUACCAAAAGGAAACACAGAAACUGGAUGGUUUUCAAACCUGUUUAAGGUAGCCCCAAGUGAACCUGCUAAGGAACCUGCAAAACUACAAAUGACUCCCACCGUGAUGCUAACCAAAGCUAGUGGUCAAUCUGAGCCACAUACUGAACAAAUGGUUCCUAAAACAAAGGAAAGCACUGUCUGCAGAAUAGAACUAUUGUCUCAUGAGCAAACAUUGUCUGAAAAUGAUCCCCAAUGCAAGACAGAUGUCCAGCCUGAAGCAGAUGUCGCAUCUAAAGAUCAAGUUCUGCCAAAGCCUGUGGAACAUGCCAGAUCACAACCACAAGCCUCACAGGCUCAAGGAAUUAUUUCUGGAUUGUUGAAACUCGGAUCAACAGAAGACAUGUUGUCUGACAAGAAAGCCCAGGGAGGGGAUAAUCAGCCUCAACAAGGUGGGCUAUUUUCAGGCCUAUUUUCAUCACCUUCCCAGUCACCCCAAACACAGAAUUCUUCCGCAACAGGAGGACUGUUGUCUGGAUUUUUAAAAUUUACCUCUGAUAAUGUUUCUGCUCCUACAAAUCAGUCACUGUCAACAUUGCCAGGAGGCCAAUCUGGCCAAAAUCCAACUAAAAGGCAAGGACAACCUGCUGCUGCACAGCCACCAACUGGAGGACUCUUAUCUGGGCUCUUGAAAAAAGCUACAGACACAGUAACAGUGUCUCAACCAACUCAGUCCGAGUCACAAGCAGAUGCAGCUGACCAUACAGCCAAAACAGAAGUACCUGAAGAAAACGUGAGUCAAAGGACUAUUCCUUUUAUUCAGUCAGCAGGGAAUUUGUCGGGAUUGAUUACAUUGGGUUCAACAGAAGCACAUCCCCCUAACCAGCAACUAAGACAGCCUAUAGUCUCAGAUCAACAACCAAACCAACAGCAACAGCCUAACCAAACAACAGAAAAACUACCUCCAAAAGCAACAGCAACAAUGCCUCAACCUAGUGGAUUGUUUGGGAGUUUGUUGAAACUUACAGAAACUACUUCACAGCCACCAAAAGGGCCUUUGUCUACACAAUCUACACAACCAAAUCAGCAAUCAGGUAACAUGCUGUCAGGACUUUUUAACAAGAUCGUGGAACCUAAUCCUACUCCAUCUCAGAUACAAUCAGAGUCUGGUGCUCAAGAGACUAACCAAAAACCAGUGCAGCAAGCAUCUGCUCAACAAGGAGGCUUCUUCUCUGGUCUUUUUGGAAUUGGGGGCCAAGACUCUGCUCCUGCAAACCCUGGCCAGAUCUCACAAAACCAGCAACAAAGUGGCAAUUCUGGGCACCAACCUAAUCACCAACCAGGCAAUAGACAAAACCUACAACCGCAAAACCAAGUCCCUCCACAACAGCCCACCAGUAGUCCUGGAGGGAUGCUUACUGGAUUAUUAAACAAAAUUGCCGAUGCAGGCACCCCACAGUCUACAGUGGGGAGUCAACCAGAGAAGCAACAGGCUCAAAGAGCAGGCCCUAAGAUGACCCAGCAACCACCUAAUCAACAGGUAGGCUUCUUCUCUGGGCUAUUAUCAGCAGGUCCUACUCCUCCAGCACAGCAGCAGCCACCUGUUAGUCAUGCCAACCAGCAGCAACCCCAACAAGGUAACAGACAGCCUCUGCGGAGGCAAAAUCAGAUACGUCCACAACCGGCUGCCUCUGCCCCAGAGCCACAGCAGGGUGGACUAUUUUCAGGGCUUUUUAAUAAAUUAGCAUCUACAGAUAAUGCACCACAACAGCCCACACCCCAGACUGUGUCUCAACAGGGAAAUAAAUUAAACAUUAUUGGACCUGCUCAAUCUUCAGGUCAACAAUCGUCUCAAGCCAGUCAGCAAGGUGGAUUCUUGUCUGGUCUGUUUGGUCAGACAUCACCUCAACUGCAGCAACAGCCUGGCAAAAGUACAAGCCCUCAACAUACAGCAACUCAACAGCCUAGUCAAAGUGGAGGCUUGCUUUCGGGAAUUCUGAAACUUGCAUCUGGUGAAAAUGUACCACAGGAACAACAGUCACCUCAACCUGCUCAGGCAGGUCAACCAUCUGUUAAAUCAGGGCAAAAUCCAGCCCAGUCUGAAUCAGGAGGAUUAUUCUCUGGACUGAUGAACAAAAUGUCAGGUACUGUGGAACAGUCAUCAUCACCACUUGAUCAGGUGAACCCUCAAACAACACAGCAACAACAUCAGCCACGUGCAGGACAGGGGCGACCACAAAUUCAGAGAACCAAACCAGUAGAGAUGCAUUUGUCUCAAGAUGUGGCCACAGAUAAGGAUUCAAAAGGUCCAGCUCAAAAAGGUUUCCUCGCAGGCCUUUUUAGUGUCACAGAGGAGCCAUUGUCAAAGACACAGCAGCCAUCAACCCCUCAGCUUGGGAAGAAGGAACCAAAAACGAACACAAGUAGCACGUCGACUGGUUUGUUAUCCAGCAUUUUCAAAACAGACCCCAAUGACAGUAGCACUUCUGCUCCUGAAAAGGAAACUGAAAAAAGCCUUCCUGGUAAUUUAAUACCAAAGAGUAAGGAGGAAAUCCCUUUAAGUACAGGAACACUCACAACUGCUGUUGUUACAGCUACUCAAGUUGUUGAUAUCUGUAAUGAACCUCUGCAAUAUCAGGUUUGGCAAGAUCCUACAAUUUCCCCAACACAAUCUUAUCUUGAGGAAAUUCAACGUCUCUUGUAUGGGACAGCCCAUGAGUAUGGUUAUAAGGAUCUUUUAUUCAACUUUACAGAGCAUGGUGUUAUCCCACCAGAGCUCUAUGAGCAUCAGUGUCUCAUAGAAGCUCUUCUGUGGCAGCAACUCAAUGAUUAUGCCCUUGCUGAAGCCCUUGCCACUCAAGUUCAGGAAUGCUCCCAAACAUGCCAAGGCAAUAUACCAUCAACUGUUAGAGCACCUCAAUUGGAGAAUCAUAUUAGAUUAAAUAAUAUAGAAAUGGACAUCAGUGACUUCAAUGUACCCUCACAUCCCUGGAGGGAUGCUGCUGUCCAGAUUUUUGAGAGCAGAAAUCGUUUUCUUGAGCCAGAUGAAGAUAUUGUUUUGUUUGACAUGAGUUGCAGAGACAAGAAACCCUGGAGUAGCUGUGACCAUUUGAAGGAUCUUGAUUGGAAAAGAAAACCUUGGAUUCUUGAAAGUAGUGCUCUGAAUCUUUCCAUGGAAAAAACACAAACACGGUUAAAUAGACGUCAUUCGCUUGCAGAAUGCAGUGUACAGGAAUUCAGCAAAGUAGUGGAAAAAAGUGGUGUUAGUAGUGGCAUGAAAGAUGAAGACUUUGGUUUGAAAUCAGCAACUGAGUUUUUAAAACAACUUGCCAAAAAAAAGGGUCCAAUGGAUUUAACACGUGGUGCUAUGGAUUUAAGCAGGUCUGCAGGAACUACAGGGGAUGCAGAUGAUGAAAUGCUCUUUGAGGAUUCUGAGUGGUAUCAACAAUGGCUUUCACUAUUGGAGCAAGGGUUGUGGUGGCCAGCUGAGGCUGGGGACUGUGGAUAUUAUGUUUAUACAGAUGAGGAAUACAUUUAUUCCCUCUUAACUGACAGAGCUGGUGGACACCUCUAUGCCUGUGCUGAUCCAGAGGAUUUACGAGCUCUUGGAAAUAUCACUGAAAAUUGUGCUAACAUUAUGAAACAGAAAGAAAACGACAAAGUAACUCUUUGUGGUUUUAAAAUCCCCCUUGGCGCUGAAAAUAAUGGUGCCGAAGAUAAUGGUUUCUCAACUUCAGGCAAGCAACAUAAUAAAUUAGUGCUUUCAGAUGCACCCAUGGAUCUAACUUACGCCCUAAGAAAAGGUGAAAAAAUAAUGAACAUGAAUUUGGAAAGUUUCUCUCAAAUGUUUCAAGAAUCUAUAACUUAUCAAGCAGAUCAGCCUGUAGACUUUAGUGUGUACAAGCUUAAAAAGAUUAAGGUGGAAUCGGUACAAAAUGGCAAUAGCUGUCAAGAGGAGCCAAUGGAGGCAGCUGAUCUAACUUUUAAGUCACUGAAAGGGGGGCAUGGAGGGCCAUACUGGAAAAAUCAGGGGAUAAAAGAUGUGCUUACACUGUCACCUGCAUCUUCUUCAAGGUGCUUUUCUACACAAAUCUCUCCAAACAGACAUUACCCAAUUCCUGAAAUCAGGAUUGCACAAGUCGGUGAUACACCUGCAGAUCAACUAAACAAGUCAAGCUCCAUAUUUUCAGCCAACAGAGGAAUCACUGGAAUGUCUCCCAACACUGAUGCAAGUAAAGCUGAUUUACUUCCAUCCUCAACACCUGCUACAUCACCAUCAGUGUCUAGCAAGGUUUCAAAUACUUCUACAAUUUCCAAACAUCUUCCUGAGACACCAUCAGCUUCAAAAAUACCAGAAAGUGUAAAGUUGGGAAGGAAACUGCCUACACCACCAACUGUUACUAAAUCCUCUCCAGCUCUUUCAGCACAGGCAAUUUCUGUUAGAAGUUUAACCACUACAUCUAGUACAACUGUGGCUGUGCCUUCAAUUUCACAACAGAGACCCCAGCUUGCAAGGCAGACAUCUCAGGCAGAAAAACCCAGACUAUUAUCACAAGCAAAUAAGACUACAGUCACAGGGAUGUGUGACAUUAGCCAAGUAAGCAGUAGUUUAGCAGUGGACCAAACAUCCUCCCUGUCCUCAAAGCAGCCACAAGAUUCAUCUCGGAAAUGUACACCUCAGUUACAUAUACUGAAUGACAGCUCAAUUAAUGAAGCCCACCUUUACAAAAGAAAUAAUAACUGUGGCACUCCUACUGAACCUCAAAUAGCCAAUAAGGUUCUAGAUUUCUCUGCCACGAUUAAUAAAAACAAAAAUAUCAAAACAAAAGAUGUAACAGAUACCAAGCUAGAAUCUACACAAAAAGAUGAAGUUGUUGACUUUACAAAGUACAAGUUGAAAAGAUUUAAAGAAAAAAAUCAGAUAGAUACUAAUGCAAGUGUGUACUUGACUGACAAGACCAUUGCUGUAGAUCUUACUAAACAGAUUGAGGAAGAAGAAAUUGAAGGGCCUGAUUUAGAAUAUCCCACUCUGGGCACAUUACAGCAAAGUCCAAGUGUUUCAAUUCUGAGAACAAUUUCUCAGACCAACUAUAUGCCAGUUGAUCCACAAAGCAAAUUGGAGAGUAGAUUGUCCAGUCCAAAGGUUAGAGUUGGCCAUACCUUUUUUACCAUGCCUAUCCAAAGACCACUAGCCUCCCAUAGUACCUCUAUAAGUGGGACAAACCAAACUGAUGUUACAGCCUCUGGCAACGUUGCAUUAGACAUUUCAUCCAAACCUUCAUUUACAUCGUCUGAAGAAUUACCAAAGAGUUCUGACACUCAGGUAAAGUUAUUAACAACAAGAAGCUCUUCAAUUACCCAUAUUUCCUGUAAAGUAUCUAGCUUUGAUGGAGGUCUCAAAACCCCUGAAAAAAUUGGAUCACUGCAACCUGUAUGUACCGCACCAUUGGUAAGCCCGGUUAUGACAAAACAAGUGGACUGUCAGGUUCAGCAACUAAAUUCUUCAUUCAAUGUGCAUCUAAAGAUGCCCACCCAAAGCCCACCAAUAGUUACAACUUGUUUUAGACAGGAGAUUCCUGUUGAUACUAAGAAAGCAAUUUUAACACCUCACUCUUGUCAGUCUAGUGGAAAGGCUCGGCAAUAUCAAGAGACCACAGCACCAGCAAACUCAAUUACAGCUACCUUAGAUAUGUCUGCCAAGACAACAACCCAGCAGGUUGCACAAACUGUUGUGGAUCCUGUCUGUGAGGCACUGUCAUUGACAAAGAGAAAAACUUUAAUUUCUGAGGAGACACAAACAAGUACUAGUCAUCAUGAAUCGAUUGACUUGUCAUAUAGUGGGGAAUCAACAGAGCCUCAGGGACAAACAACAGAGGAUAUUCAUUCACUACCUGUUGAGGAAUAUCAUUCUCAUACUAUUACAGGCAAUCAGGUAAAAUUAUCUGUUAGACAAAACGAGAUUCCCUCUGGUAGUAGGAGAACAUUGUUAUCAAGACAGGAGUCUCUUUUAGGUCAGUCAUCUGAUUCCCUUGAAAUGUGUAAACCAGCUCAACAAGCCACAGCCCCAGCCAAUACAGUUAAGGACACACUAGACAUGACUUGUAAAUCUUCUGUCAAAUUGAAGGUGAUUCAGGAAGUAAGAACAGAUGACAUUCUUACUGAAGCUAUACCACUAACAAGAGGCAAGCCAAGUGCCCGUGAACUUGCACGAAAAUGUUCCGUUGGUGUACCACUAGUUGUAGAUAUCCCUUCUGAAGAACCUCUUGGUGAAGUUAAGAUCAGCUCCCAUGCAAGUGCACAGCAGGAGUUUGAGAAUAAGACUCGAUGCCACUCAGAUUCUAUUCUAUAUCAACAACAGUAUUGGCAGAGAAAACCUGGUGUCUUUGAACAGUCAAAUCACUCAACAUUACAGUCCUCAGCCACUGUUCAAACACAUCAGAUAUCCACUUCAACAAAACCAAGACAGCAGUCUCUUUUAGGUCAGUCUUCUGAAUCCCUUGAAAUGUGUAAACCAGCUCAGCAAGCCACAGCCCCAGCUAAUACAGUUAAGGCCACACUAGACAUGACUUCUAAAUCGUCUGUCAAAUUGAAGAAGGUGAUUCCGGAAGUAAGAACAGAUGACAUUCUUCAUGAAGCUAUACCACUAAUAAGAGGCAAGCUAAGUGCCCGUGAACUUGCACGAAAAGAUUCCGUUGGUGUACCACUAGUUGUAGAUAUCCCUUCUGAAGAACCUCUUGGUGAAGUUAAGAUCAGCUCCCCUGCAAGUGCACAGCAGGAGUUUGAGAAUAACACUCGAUGCCACUCAGAUUCAAUUCUAUAUCAACAACAGUAUUGGCAGAGAAAACCUGGUGUCUUUGAACAGUCAAAUCACUCAACAUUACAGUCGUCAGCCACUGUUCAAACACAUCAGACAUCCACUUCAACAAAACCAAGACAGCAGUCUCUUUUAGGUCAGUCUUCUAAAUCCCUUGAAAUGUGUAAACCAGCUCAGCAAGCCACAGCCCCAGCUAAUACAGUUAAGGCCACACUAGACAUGACUUCUAAAUCAUCUGUCAAAUUGAAGAAGUUGAUUCUGGAAGUAAGAACAGAUGACAUUCUUCAUGAAGCUAUACCACUAACAAGAGGCAAGCUAAGUGCCCGUGAACUUGCACGAAAAGAUUCCGUUGGUGUACCACUAGUUGUAGAUAUCCCUUCUGAAGAACCUCUUGGUGAAGUUAAGAUCAGCUCCCCUGCAAGUGAACAGCAGGACUUUGAGAAUAAGACUCAAUGCCACUUAGAUUCUAUUCUAUAUCAACAACAGUAUUGGCAGAGCAAAUCUGGUAUAUUUGAACAGUCAAAUCACUCAACUUUACAGUCGUCAGCCACUAUUCAAACACAUCAGACAUCCACUUCAACAAAACCUGUCUCAGCUGCAGCACUGGAUAUGUCGCCCAAGCCAUCCCAAGCCACACUGGAAACAACAAUGCCAGAAUAUGAGUCUACUCAAAGUGAAGCAAUUUCGCUUGUUAAUAAGCCAAGUGCAAGAGAAGUUGCCAGAAAUGAUUCAGUUGGUAUUUCCCUGGUAGUUGAAUCCACCCCACUGGAAUCAACAUGCCCGAAGCAACCUCAAACCCUGGAUGGAAACAUUGUCCCUGUUCUGCAUCAACCACAUUCGAGCUGUAUGCAGUGCUUCAGUGUAAGUGAGACCAAUGGCGUGUCACAGUCCAUUAUCCAACCUUAUCCACUCUCUACAUCUCCAGCAAACUCUGUUAAAGGCACAUUAAAUAUGUCAACAAAGGCAUGUAUAUCAGACAUAGUGCUAAACUAUUCAGACCCAGUAUCACUGGUAAGGACAAGGUUACCAUAUUCUCAAAGAGAUUCUGUUGGUGUUCCACUAAUUGUGGAAACACAACCCUUCCAGGAGCAGCCUAAAAGGCAAAAAACAUGGGUAGGAUCACAAGAACAGAUGCAACAAGGAUUAGUGCAUAGUAUAUGUAGAGAAAUAGAUCAAAGAGCAUCAGCACCUGCCAACUCCAUCAAAAGCUUCCUAGAUAUGUCUUCGAAAUCACAGCAGAAACAAUCUCAAACAGCUCCUGAUACCUGCUCAACUGGAACUGUGCCAUUUGUCAGAAACACAGCAACUAUAACAAGGAAUGGUUCUGUUGGUGUACCACUCAUAGUGGAGCAGUCUGAACAUCAACAAGUGAUGCAUGCCUUGAGUGGAGUCAACACAACUGAGACACUGCAAAGCCAGAUAUAUACCUACCACAGUAAUGAGGUCUUUUCUAGUUCAAUGACCACCAAUAAGGAAACACACCAACAAAACGAGCCAGUGAACUUCUCUGAAAAAGAUAGUGUAAAUACAACUAACAUUUCAAGUAAUCACACUGAACCAGAGGAUGGACAGCCCAUGGAUUUCACUAAUAGCAAAGCAAAUAAAGAAAUGUUUGAAAGAAGGCAGACUGGAAGGCAAUUGAAAAAGAAAACAAUACUGGGUAUUGUUGACCUAACUGUGGAUCCUCAAACCACAAUUAUUGGUCUUCAAGAUGCAAAGGAUCUUUCUUUUCCUUAUGCGUCUUCUCUCUCUCAGAGUAGUCUAUACGAUGAGCAGCAAUACAAACCUCCACCCACUUCUAAGAAGGUCAGAGAAGAUACAUCAAUUUGUCAAACUCAGAAGUCAAUACAACAUAUGGAAUAUUCCAAUGAUAAACAUGCCACCACCCAACCUGAAAUACAUUGCAGAAGGCUGUCAGGAAUAGGAUUAAACUCUGCCCCAAUGAAUACUUCAGUUUCCUCUUUGAUGCCUAUUCAAAGGAAGAUGCAGCCUCCUCAGAAUGUAGCUCCCCAGGCUAUGCAAGACUAUGCAUAUGCUACAUUCUCACUAAACAGUCCAUAUCAACAAAAUAAAUCCGAGAAUCCUGAUCAAUUACCUUCAAACAUAUCUCAGCUGCAAACGCAACAUCCAGUCCCACAACAGCAAUACCAGCAACUUGGUAUGGAAAUUGGUUGGACUUCAUCCAUUGCUAGAUCUCUGCCAAAAGCUCCAAAGUUGCAAAGACAAGAUAUUGUUCAGCAUGACAUGACCUUUAGGCCCAAAAUCCUUAUCAAGCAGCCAACUGUGGACAGCUAUGGGAGCAUAGAGGAAAGCACAUCAUAUAGUGGAACAAUGACAAAUAAUGGACAGGCAUUGCCUCCUUUGUCCAACCCGCAACUCUACUGUAUAUCCCAAACUGUUCCUACCCCACAGUGUUUGUCUGCUUCAAUUAUUCAGAAAGCAGAUGGUAGACACAUAACUGAUCCUUCUUUACAGUCUUUUGAUGUACAGCCAGUGCAGAGCAGUGCAACUACAAAUUAUUAUGCAAAAGAACCUCUUCAACUCACAAAACAACCUGAUCCAAGCCAAUGCCAUAUCACUGUACCACAAUAUCAUACACCAACUGUACUCACAAGUACUGGGGCUCCAAUUCAACAUGUAUCAGAGAUUAGUGCGCUUAUAUCCCCACCCCCUACAAAACAUGGCCCAAUGCCUGUAACACAAGUAAAGAGUAGUCAUCUAAACCAGGGCUUUGGAGCUGAAAUGCAAGGAGCAGAGGUAUCUCCAACACCAGCAGAACCCACCUCUCUUAGGGGUUUGAUUUCAUUUUAUAGUGGUUUAGGUUCACAACCCUCUGUUAGCACAAAACCAAAAGAACUAUCUGCCUUCUUACCAUCUGAAUUAUCCAACAAUCAAUCUGCAGCCCCGCAGACAAAGUUGGAUCCAGCCCCCUCACUAAUUAUUGGAUCACAAUACAAAGGAAAAGGUUUAAUGUUACGUGGUGUGAGCCCUCAAACAUCCACAAUGAUAUCACCUGUGGCCUCUUCCUCCAGCGAGCCACCAGUGCGUGAUUUUAAGUCUAUUUCUCAAGACUGUCAGCAACCACAGGCAACACUUAAUGCAAGCCCAGUAAGAGAAACACCAGGGAAAGAAUUGCCCCCUCCUGAAUCUUCACCAGAAAAACCACCAGAUACCAUGACAUCCAAAAGAAUUUUAAGUAAAGCCAGUUCAGUAGAACUUUCAGAAACAUUGUCAAAGGUUACAUCUAAAGUGAAUACCGAAGGGGUCAUCACAGAUAACAUAGCUUUAUCUGAAUCAGGCAUGUCACAGCAGCAAAGUUCAGAAGAAAUCAAACAAACUAUAUCCUCAGAAUCUGACAAUGUCAACACUGGAUAUAGUGAGGUCUCUACUGUAUCUAACAUUUCACAGGAGAAAAUCAGCCAUCCAAGGUCAAUCUACAUUGGCAUUAAUAACUCAAAAGUACCUCCUGUUGAUACAGAAAUUUACCCAAGUGAGCCAAAGCCUUAUGUUAGACUACCCCAUAUUUUUGUAUCAGCAGCAAGUUCACCAGAAGAUGAAACAAUUGAACAGGAGCUCAAUGAACCUAGCAAGCCUCAACUGCCAGAAGUGAGUGCUUCUGAAGACAACACUCUCAUUGCAGUAACACUACCAGCCUGUAAGGAUUCUUUACCUGCUGAUAUUGUUUCACAGUCUGAUAUACCUGAGGAUACACUGACUAGAGCAGAUUUUACCCGUGCAGAUGAACAUGACUCACAGCACAACCUGACCAAGAAAAGCUCAAACAUAGAAGCUACCAUCUCAGAAGCUGAAGUAAAAGCAGAGACGACUGAGACUUUUGAGUCUUCUAAGGAUGUAAAAUCAACAGCUCCGGACAUAACAUCACUUGAAGUAGUUAAACCUCUCGAAAACACAAUAUUAUAA
Molecule: messenger RNA, 13864 nt
Organism: Perca fluviatilis (European perch)
Lineage: Eukaryota; Metazoa; Chordata; Actinopteri; Perciformes; Percidae
Exons: 10
Coding region: 242-13864 (4540 amino acids)
Biological process (GO): neuromuscular junction development; synaptic vesicle maturation; presynaptic dense core vesicle exocytosis
Cellular component (GO): presynaptic active zone cytoplasmic component; terminal bouton; synaptic vesicle membrane
Molecular function (GO): diacylglycerol binding; calmodulin binding; syntaxin-1 binding
Source: RefSeq, a predicted model, not a curated record